GUACGGCUUUGCGUUCCUCUUCGGCUUCCUUUUGCUGUACUGCUGCUCUGGCUUCCGCUGGCUCUGCCUGGCGCUGAACAUCGUCGGCGCUGUCACCGCUGGUGUUGUCUGGGUGCUCAUGGUGGUGACCUACAGAGUCCAAGAACCAAAAUGCCCGGAGCUAAGUAUAACCUACAAUUUCGGCACUGGCUUCGGUCUAAUUUUGUGCGCCUGGGUGCUGGAUAUCCUCGACCUCAUCUUCCUGAUGCUCCCGUGGCAACUCGGGGAAUCCGGUGAGAGUGAGGAGUCGAAGGAGCAUACGGAGGAGAUGGAGGAGGAAGAGUCAAAGCCAGAGGAGGAGGAGUAUAAGGAUAUGGAGUAG
Messenger RNA from Leishmania mexicana MHOM/GT/2001/U1103, 361 nucleotides. RefSeq lists its product as uncharacterized. NCBI's taxonomy places the organism in Eukaryota, Euglenozoa, Kinetoplastea, Trypanosomatida, Trypanosomatidae. The transcript has a single exon. The record is from RefSeq and is a predicted model, not a curated record. The annotation marks the transcript as partial.